This is a messenger RNA of Scylla paramamosain (green mud crab), 2999 nucleotides long. Its product is annotated as UNC93-like protein. Gene Ontology annotation, molecular function: potassium channel regulator activity. NCBI's taxonomy places the organism in Eukaryota, Metazoa, Arthropoda, Malacostraca, Decapoda, Portunidae. Gene Ontology annotation, cellular component: plasma membrane; striated muscle dense body. Gene Ontology annotation, biological process: regulation of potassium ion transport; regulation of muscle contraction. The transcript has 9 exons. The record is from RefSeq and is a predicted model, not a curated record. The coding region runs from base 1184 to 2728 and encodes 514 amino acids.
UUUCCGCAACACGUCCAAGGUUUGAAUAUUACGCCUUGCCUUUCUAUAAAGCAUGUACGUACUUCCGUGCUUCGCUCUUUCGUGUUAUCAGAAUACGUUGAAGGUUCUCGGAGCUCAUUGCCCCUCCUUGUCAUGGUCUUUAUUGCUACGAGAAUCUGGCAUCGUAUCUUCCAAGACAAUUUUAUUAUAAUUGCAUGGAUAACCAUAACGAGUGCUGGUUUACAGUGGCUUUUCGCAUCGCCUGAUUCCUUGCAUCAAAUUGCUGCAGUCAUCGACAGCACUAACAACAUCACGACUACCAUACCCUUAACCUCAACAGGAGUGAAAGUUACCAAUCCCAAGGAACAAUUGCGCAAGUGUCACUUUCGACAUGAAUAACUGAAAUCGUCAAAGCUUCCGAUAGUCAAAACUGAUCAGUUGUUUCCCCAUGUACGCCUGGAAUGAUAUUCUCUCUGGUAUACAGUUUCUUUGCCCCUGAAGCAGACGGAAGAGAAAGUUGUCAAGGUCUGUCGCGUGUUUCCAGAUCUCACUUGACGCGAUGAUGCUUAUAGGUUAGAUAUUCACUCGUGAUUAACUGGGAACAGCUGAUGUGCUCCUUAUCAUGUCAUUCUUUUUGGUAUUGAUGAAGAAAACUAUAAUACAUUCGCUUUGCGUUCUUCAUGAAAGUUAACUUGGUAGAAAUUAAGCUGUUUUGUUGACAGCAAAUGGAAAUAAAAAUAAAUUAUAAAAAUAUUAAAAGAUGAAUAAACAAAGAAUCAAAGUAAUAUAUCAACAACGAGUAGCUUUUCAUACCACGUAAAGAAAAGAAAAAAACUAGGGAACAUGAAGCAAGGUGUGGCGUGCAAGCACACUUGCAGUGAAGGCCACAGCUGCCAGCUGUGCUGAAACGGUGGAGGCGGCAACAGUGGUGGAGGUUGUCGUGGUGAGCAGGGCAUGCCAGAGACUGAACACACGGAAUCAACAGGAUAUGACCCUCAAUUACAAUAGCAAGUGGACGAACGCGCCCCAGGAACGUGUGGUGCCUGAGGUGUACCAAACCUGAUCCUGCCGCACCCUCCAUCCGUCCCUCCCUCUUACCCUCCCCCUCUUUCAUUGUUUUCUUCCUUUAUUCCUUUCUCCACUCCUGUAUCUUCCCUCCGACAUUUACGUAUACGAGGGCGCAGGAGGAGGGAUUCCCAGCACCAUGGCGGACCACGACAAGGAGCAAGGGCUACACAACCCAGCCUUCUCAAACGAUGACGGAAAACUGCAAACGGAGGCCUCAGCGAACUUUAAAAAGGUGGACAAUGGCUCUGACUUGACCGAGGUGGUGGUGCAGGAGAACACAGAGGGCGAUCCAGCACAGCAGCGGGCCAUCAUGAAGAAUGUUCUGAUUAUCUCCCUCGCCUUCACCUUCCUCUUCACCGCCUUCAACUCCAUGGCGAACCUGCAGUCAUCCAUCAACAAAGCAGAUGGUACAGUGUCGCUAACUAUAAUUUACGUAGCACUGGUAGUAUCCUGCUGCUUCCUGCCAUCACUGUUCAUCAGGUUUUUGAAGUCUAAGUACACAAUGGCGCUGUGCAUGGUGGCAUACUCUACCUACAUCGCAGCACAGUUCUACCCAGUGCUGGGCACACUGUUGCCAACGGGAAUCUUGCUUGGGCUGGCGGCGGCUCCACUGUGGUCAUCGAAAUGUACUUACUUAACUAAGGUAGGCACUAAGUACGCCCAACUGACGGGACAAAACGAAGAGGUGAUCGUCACUCGGUACUUUGGUAUCUUCUUCCUCUUCUUCCAGUCGACGCAGGUGUGGGGCAACCUUAUCUCCUCCACAGUGUUGUCCAGUGGUGGGGAACAGCUAAACAAGACGGAAGAGGAGCUCGAGCAAUGUGGCUACAAUUUCUGUCUAACAGAAAAAACAGAAAAUAGCAGCAGUAACGGCACUGAAGGUAUCAUUCCUGACUGGCAGAGGUACACCAUGGCAAGCAUCUACCUGGUGUUUGCUCUCCUGUCCUCAGUCAUCAUCGUACUGUUCGUCGAUCCUCUCAGCAGGUUCAGUGGGAGUAUAGCCGAGACUGAGAACAAGUCGCACACGCAACUUCUGAUUGCCACCUUCAACCACAUGCGUCACCCAUACCAGCUGCUCAUCAUCCCCCUCACCAUCUGGUCGGGCGUGGAACAAGGCUUCUUCCAGUCUGAUUACACAGCCGCUUACGUGUCGUGCGGCCUCGGUGUGCACAUGGUGGGGUACGUGAUGAUCUGCUACGGGGUGUGUGACGCCCUCUGCUCCGUCUCCUUCAGCCCGCUGGUCAAACUGGUGGGUCGCGUGCCCGUCUUCACCAUGGGGGCAGUGAUCAACUUCGGGGUCAUCAUUACUCUCAUAUACUGGCGGCCUCACCCUGACGACACGGCCAUAUUCUUCGUGCUGGCCGGGCUGUGGGGCGUGUCAGAUGCUGUCUGGCAGACGCAAAUUAAUGCAUUCUACGGUGUAAUCUUUCCGGGAAAGGCAGAGGCUGCAUUCAGUAACUACCGCCUCUGGGAGUCCAUUGGGUUCAUCAUCACCUUCGCCUGCAGCAGUCUCAUCUGCAUCAACGCAAAGAUCAUCAUUUUGUUGGUGUUCAUCAUCACAGGCAUGGUAGGAUACAUCUUCAUCGAGAUCAACGAAAAACGAGGAGGACUCAAGAAGGACAACAAUGGAAAUGUUAUUCCCAUAGACAAGCUUGUCAAGGAAACUCCCUUUGGGCAUUGAUGGAAGACAACAUAAUUGCUGACUAAUUAUUGUUUAGCAAUACACGUAAGGUUUCGUUUGGGAUCAACUGUUAGGGACAGUUUCCUAUAGCAGGUUGUGAUAACAGACAAUUUUUAUCCUAUACACUGAUGCAAACGUGUCCUGCAAGAGAACUGUGUAAAGCCACCUCAAGUUUAAGACAGAAAACACAGUAAUUGAAAUGUUGAAGCAGUGUGGGAAAAUUGUAUUUUUUUGUGAAACAGAUCAUAUAUGUAUAUAUAUAUAUAUAUAU